Molecule: messenger RNA, 926 nt
Organism: Octodon degus (degu)
Lineage: Eukaryota; Metazoa; Chordata; Mammalia; Rodentia; Octodontidae
Gene: Acr
Product: acrosin
Exons: 5
Coding region: 24-827 (267 amino acids)
Biological process (GO): proteolysis; acrosome reaction
Molecular function (GO): serine-type endopeptidase activity
Source: RefSeq, a predicted model, not a curated record
GCGAGCCUGGCUGGAGCAAGAGUAUGGUGGAGAUGCUGCCAACUGCCGUUCUGCUGGUAUUGGCUGUGUCUGUGAUUGCCAAAGAUAACGCCACUUGUGAUGGUCCCUGUGGGUUGCGGUUCAGGCAGAGCCUACAAGGGAACAUCCGGCUUGUUGGAGGGCAGACAGCACAGCUCGGGGCCUGGCCCUGGAUGGUCAGCCUCCAAAUCUUCAUGGCCCACAACAACCGCAGGUACCACGCAUGUGGUGGCAUCCUGCUGAAUUCCCACUGGGUGCUCACAGCUGCUCACUGCUUCGACAGCAAAAAAAAAGUCUAUGACUGGAGACUGGUUUUUGGAGCACAGGAAAUUGAAUAUGGGAACAAUAAGCCAGUGCGAGCACCUCUGCAGGAGCGAUAUGUGGAGAAAAUCGUCAUCCAUGAGAAGUACAACAUUGUGAAUGAAGGGAACGACAUUGCUCUCUUGAAGAUCACCCCUCCUGUUUCAUGUGGGCAGUUCAUUGGGCCAGGCUGCCUGCCCACUUUUAAGGCAGGCCCUCCCAAAAUUCCCCAGACCUGCUACGUGGCUGGCUGGGGGUAUAUCAGAGAGAAUGCCCCCAGGCCGUCGCCUGUGCUGCUGGAGGCCCGCGUGGAGCUUAUCGACCUCGACCUGUGUAACUCGACCCAGUGGUACAAUGGGCGGGUCAUGUCAACCAACGUGUGUGCGGGGUACCCAGAAGGCAAGAUCGACACCUGCCAGCGGCGGGCCUCUCAUGUGCAGAGACAACACGAACAGCCCCUUCGUGGUUGUUGGGAUCACGAGCUGGGGCGUAGGCUGUGCCCGUGCUAAGCGCCCUGGAAUCUACACAGCAACUUGGGACUAUCUGGACUGGAUUGCUUCCAAGAUCGGUCCCAGUGCUCUGCAUGCAAUUCAGCCAGCUACUCCUCC